GUGUUCAUGUGUCUUAUGAAUCGAUAUCGCUGCAGGAAUUUCAAAUGAACCGUUAAACUAAAUUUAGAUUCACAUCGUACAUGCAUGAUAUACAUGCUGGUGAAUUCGGCUACUCAUCAUGGACCCUGACAGUAUUUUCUGGGCAAUAUUUGUCUUCAUGUGGCUGGUGUACCUGUGGGAGACGUACCUUUCAUAUAGACAAAGAGAGUUGUACAGAACAGUUACCAAAAUUCCAGAGAAUAUUUCAAGUAUAAUGGACCAAGAAACUUACGAAAAGGCACGUCUGUACAACUUAGACAAGAGCACGUUUGGAUUUUACGUCGGUGUCUGGGGAGAAAUAGAACACUCGUUAAUUUUAAUCUAUGGAGGUAUUCCGUUCCUAUGGAGGGUUUCUGGUGAGGUCAUGCAGAAAUAUGGCUUCGAUUCCACCUAUGAGAUCUCACAGUCGGUAGUGUUUCUCAUCAUGGCUGUCACAUUCUCCACCAUCACCAGCAUGCCUUUCACUGUGUACAGCACCUUUGUCAUCGAGGAGAGGCACGGCUUCAACAAGCAGACUCCAGGAUUUUUUGUGAAAGACCAGAUAAAGAAGUUCUUUGUUUCGCUGGCCAUUGGGAUGCCAAUUGUGGCCCUGCUCAUUUACAUCAUUCAGAUUGGGGGAGACUACUUCUUCAUCUACGUCUGGGUCUUCCUCCUAGUGGUCUCCCUUCUGAUGAUCACCAUCUAUGCAGACUACAUUGCCCCGCUGUUUGACAAGUUUGCACCCCUCCCUGAGGGAGAGCUGCGCACAAAGAUUGAAGAGCUCGCAAAGAGUAUUGACUUUCCCCUCACCAAACUGUAUGUGGUGGAAGGUUCCAAGAGAUCAUCCCACAGCAAUGCCUAUUUCUACGGGUUCUUCAAGAACAAGCGUAUAGUGCUGUUUGACACCCUUCUAGCAGAUUAUUCACCAGUAAAUGCAGAUAAGAAGGAAGGUGAAUCAAGCAAGCUGGAAACGAAAGUGGGAGACUCAGGGGAGGCAACUAAGGUAGAAGAGAAUACCAAGGGACAUAAGAAGACAGGCUGUAACAAUGAAGAGAUACUGGCAGUGCUCUCCCAUGAACUGGGCCACUGGAAACUGGGGCAUAUCCUCAAAAAUUUAGUCAUCUCACAGGUUAACUCAUUCCUAUGUUUUGCUGCCUUUGGGUUGCUUAUUGACCAACAGGUUCUGUACUCUGCAUUCGGAUUUGACACACGUCCCACUAUCAUCGGACUUAUCAUUAUAUUCCAAUAUGUCUUCUCACCAUACAAUGAGAUCCUCUCCUUCUGUGUGACGGUUCUCUCCCGCAUGUUCGAGUUUCAAGCAGACGCCUUUGCCAAAAGCCUGCAGCACUCUUCCAACCUGAAGACCGCCCUCAUCAAGCUCAACAAAGACAACCUGGGCUUCCCCGUCAACGACUGGCUCUACUCCACCUGGCACUUCUCCCAUCCUCCUCUACUGGAGAGGCUUAGGGCACUCGAGAAAACAGAGUGAUUGAUCGGCUUUGAUAGAUUGGAGAUUUUUUUUCCGGCUAUUGAAAAGAAUUUAAACAAUAGAUUGAUUAAUGUUAGAAGUAUUAGUUGGACCUAUACAUGUGAUCUUUUCCUUGAUUAGCCAAAGUUGGGGAAAACAGAUAGGUCUUAUUUAUUAAUUGAAAAAAAUCUCAAGGUUCUAUAUUGAUAUAUUUUCAUUAUAUACAACCAAUUUAAAUCUAAUUGAUAUAUUUUUGCGGAAGACAAUUAUACAAAGGGCAAUUACUUAAUUAAUUUCAAAGAAAUUCUGGUUUUUAAUAAGAUAAAACUGUGAUGGCUUGAUACCAUGUUUAAUUUUUAUUUUUUUUAAGUUCAACUUUAAUUUUUUGCAAGAAUUUUACUAAGACCUUUCAAGAAUUCAAUACAAUGCUGCAUGUAAUUGACUCUAAAUGAUGAAGAUCUAUAUUUUUCCUGGAUUUGACUUGACCACUUAACCUCUCAAGAAUAAAGAGCUUUUCUUGUGGAAAGUUCUACAUGGAUUAAACAUUAUUUGCUGUUAUAUAAUAUGAUUUCACAUGAUGUCAUGAAAUUCAUUAAAUCAACACCAAUACUAAAAAAACUACAUGAAAUAUUAAAGUUGAAUUGUAUUAUGUUAUAAAAUGUUAAAUAAAAUUGGUUUCAGUCACUCAGUAGCAAGAAAUUCACUGAAUGCUAUCAAGGACAAUUGACAGCAUAUCUUUAUACAUCUGGUUUUAAAUAAACAUAAUAUUGCCUCUCAGCGUGAUCUUAUACUUGACUUUUUAAUGAACAUGACAUCUAUCAGCUAAUAUAAUUAAGCUUAGCUCAUUUUAUUACUAUUCCCAAUAAUUUGAUAAUCUUUUUCUUGUAUCUUUUUCUUAUUUUGAAACUUAAAAUUUUUAGCUUUUGUGAUACCAUUUUGUUUGCUGUGCGUCAUCAACAAUUGCAUUGUUAACACUUUAAAAGACCAUUUGUCCCAAUGAUAUCUGUGCCCAGUUUAAAAAAUUGGGUCAUGUGGGGUCAAAAACUAGAUCACCAUGUCAAAUUGAAGAAAACCUUGUGAAUACUUUGGAGGCCACAUUUAUUUCCAAUCUUAUUGAAAUUGGUCAGAACAUUAUUCCCUAUCAAAUCUCUGCUGAGUUUGAAAUUUAGUCAUGAGCGGUUAAUAACUAUGUCAAAUUAUAGGAACAGCUUGCGAUGAAACUACAGGAUUUAUUUAGUGCCAUAUUUUCAUGAAACUUGAUCAGAAAAUUGUUCCAACGAUAUCUCGAACCUGUUUGGAAUUGGGUCACUAAGAGGUCAAAAACUAGGUCACCAGGUCCUUAUAAGGAAAAGCUUGUGAACACUCAAGAGGCCAUAUUUAUCUUCAUGAAACUUGGUCUGAACAUUAUGGCAAUGAAAUCUCAGCACAUGGGAUCAACAACUUGGUCAAAUAAAAAAAAAAGCUUGUGAAACACAAAAGGGUCAAAUUUUAUUGUGUAAUCUUUAUGAAACGUGUAUGAUAUCCUAGACAAAUUUGAAACUAGUGGUGUGGCCUCAAAAACUAGAUCAAGUUCAAGAAAAAGCUUUUGAACUCUUUAGAAGUCACAUUUGUUUGAGCAAUCUUCAUGACACUUGCUCUGAACAUUUGUUGUCAUAAUUUCUCAGACAAGUGAGAUAUGGUUCCUUUCGUUUGAAAAAUAUGGCAACCAUGAGACGGGGCAAUUUUGUUAAAUUAAAUGUGUAUAAAAUAAAAGUAUAUGAACACUCAAGAAAGUUAUAUUUGUACCCACUUGUAUUGAAACUUUGUCAAAAUAUUAACUCUGGGCUGUUUAAAAACAUGGCAGCAAGGUGUUCAACUGGUUUUCAUUAUAUGUCUACUGUGAAACCUUGUGAACUCUACAUUUUUAGAAAAAUUCCUUGUUGAUGAGAGCAUUAUUGCCCUAUUGUGUAGUGUUUUUUAAAUGAUUUACAGCUUAUGAUUGUCACAAAUAUGUUAAUAGCAUUUUAUUUAUGGUGUGUUUUUGUUGUUUUCUAAAAGUGAUUUUCAAAAAUAUAUCAUGAAUGAAUGUUA
Messenger RNA from Dreissena polymorpha, 3556 nucleotides. Its product is annotated as CAAX prenyl protease 1 homolog. The record is from RefSeq and is a predicted model, not a curated record. Gene Ontology annotation, molecular function: metalloendopeptidase activity. Gene Ontology annotation, cellular component: endoplasmic reticulum membrane. NCBI's taxonomy places the organism in Eukaryota, Metazoa, Mollusca, Bivalvia, Myida, Dreissenidae. The transcript has 11 exons. The coding region runs from base 119 to 1507 and encodes 462 amino acids. Gene Ontology annotation, biological process: CAAX-box protein processing.